Messenger RNA from Nomia melanderi (Alkali bee), 4320 nucleotides. It is a transcript of the gene frtz, whose product is annotated as WD repeat-containing and planar cell polarity effector protein fritz. Lineage: Eukaryota; Metazoa; Arthropoda; Insecta; Hymenoptera; Halictidae. Gene Ontology annotation, molecular function: protein binding. The record is from RefSeq and is a predicted model, not a curated record. Gene Ontology annotation, biological process: establishment of protein localization; nervous system development; cilium organization. Gene Ontology annotation, cellular component: axonemal basal plate.
AUUAAAGUAAUUGUAUUUUAUAAUGUUUACAUUAUUGGGUGAAGUAAAUUUAUGGAGCUUCGAUGACAAUAUUAACAUAAAAAGUACAGACUUUGGUGCAUUUCGGUAUCAUGAUAAGCGUGUUGAUAGUUUACAUGAAGAAGGGAAAAGAUCAUACAGUCAGAAGCGUGGUAUGAUAUAUGUACCAACAAAUAAAAAAGGAAAUAAAUUGAAAGAUUCUAUUAAAUAUUUAGAGGAUCAAUUAAAAGACAAUUCAAUUAUAUAUUGUCAAUGGUACGAUGAUUGUGUUUUACAGUUAAUGUUAAAUAAUGCUUUGUUAAUACAAAUACAAGUUAAUGUUGCUACUAGUGAUAUAUAUAAAAUAACCUUUGAUAAAUAUCUUGUUGGAAAACUUUCUGAAUAUAUAUCAGAUGUGUUAAUUACUAAAAAUUAUAUACUUUGUAUCUACAACGAUAAUCAAGUAAGCCUUCUACAUUUUACAAGAUCUAAGAAACAUGUUUUCGAUAAAAUUAAUAAACUUGAACCAAAAUUAUCUACAAUUGAUCUAUUUGGUCCAAACGGACGUAGAUCGGAUAAAAAAGUGCAAACUAAUAAGUGCAAUGACUUGAUACUAAUUUGGUGGAAAUCUACAAUGAACGAGGUGUACCCGUGGAGUCCGGCUGUGAAAGAGCACGAUCGUGCAAAUAUACAUCUUUAUCGUAUAAUAGGAUUAAAAUUAGAAUUAAUUUGUUAUAUACGUAGUGAGUUUGAUCCCUUAUGUAUAAUAUUUGACGCAUGUCAUGACAAUGUUAUCCAUUCGGUAGAACAAAAAGUAUCGAGAAAGGGUGAGGUGACUAUCGAGUGGAGAACAUAUGAAGUUUCCCAACAAGAUAAACUGCAAAGAAUAGCGGUAACCUCUGUGCCUUUACCUACACACACAAGUUGUAUAAAAUUUUCUCCUAAUCAGGAAUUAUUACUACUAUGUUGCAUAGAUGGUUCUGUAAUAAUUUAUGAUCAAAACAGAGCCACUACUACCAGUGUAAAAGCUGGCUUUAUACCAACAUUAGCAUCAUGGCAUAGUAAUGGAAUAAUAUUUAUUAUUGGGAACGAUAAGGGUCAAUUCCAGCAUUUUGAUAUUUCUUUGUCAUGUGUUAAAAGUCAGACGCUAAGCGAAGAUGUAACACCAGCCAAUAUUUUAGAUUUGUCAUCAUAUUUUAGAACACAACCAGCGUUACUGCGCAUGGAAUGGAAUAAAAGGAAUGACAUAAAUUGUUAUAUUGAUUGGCAUACUCAUGGAAAUUCUCUUCUACUAUUAAUUUUCCAACGAGGCCCUAUAGGUGUAAUAAAAUUAUUGGAAGGAGAUUCUCUGUCCGGUGAUGUGUUAGCUAAAAGAUAUUUAUCUUUAUAUCAAGUUGAACAAGCAACUUCUUUAUUGCUAUCUAUGAAUUGGGAUACUCAUCCUCGUGCAUGUAUGCAUACUCUGAAUCAAAUUUUGAAUCAUUUAUUUAAACUACCAUUAACAUCAGAACGUGAAAAUCUCAUACAAAAUGCUUUGGGUAGUUUCCAUGUACCAGUUAAACCAAUUAGUCAAGCUAUUGAAGAAGAAUAUGGAGAUGAAAUAAGAGAUCUGACAAGAAGAUUUUUUUAUCAUUUAUUACGAUACCAAAUGUUUGAAAAAGCCUUUAGGCUUGCCAUAGAUCUGAAUGAUCAUGAUCUUUUUAUGGAUAUACACUUUUAUGCAUUAGUUGUAAACGAUAUGGCAAUGGCUACUGCGGCAAAAGAAAAUGCUGAACGUAUACUAAGUAGAUCAAAUAGUUGCAAUAGCUCUCAUUCCACAUGCUCUAGAGCAUCGUGUUCACUGUGUUCUGAUUCAAUGAGUGAUAAAGAAGAAAAAUCUUACAGUGAUGAGAGUGAAAAUUCCUCUAAAGAAAAUCAGACUGAUGUAAAGCAUUCUAAAAGUUAUAGUUACAAGAAAGAAUCCAAAAGUCAGAUUCCACCUUUACCAAUUCUUGAUCCACAUAAUCUUAACAAAAACUUAUUACCUGCAUCGUUCUCUGAUGUUUCAUCUACUGAAAAUACUGACUGUAAUUUAGUAUCAACAUCUUUCAAUAUGCCUAAUGCUACAUCUUCUUAUAAUCACUCAUCUCACCUUUCACUUUUAAAUACCUUCUUUGCAACGACAUCGUUUAACAAACCUCUAUAUAAAACACAUGCAACACAUCCAACACAGACAUCUGCAAUAACUUCUACGAAUAGUAUAAAAUCGUUCAGUAAUAUUUCUGAUGAUUUAAUGACAACUUCAUUUGGAAGUUUGUCUGUCAAUGAACGAAAAAUUGUUGUACCUAAUCGACUCGCUGAUAAUUCAAUAGAUACUGCACAAAAUAAAUCUAUACUCGAUGAAAUACAGUAUUCUCUUGAUACUGUAUCUAAUAACGCAGUAUCGACUAAAUUAACGCAAGAAAAUAGCUUCAUGUCAACUCCUUUUAAUAAUCCAAUAUAUGAAACAGUUGCGUUAGAUGUUCCAUCUAGUUUAUUAAGAUCUUCAUUAGAUAACAUUGACAGCAAUAUCAUGUCAACAUCUUUUAGUACACUUGGUACAAAUAUUCCAAAUUCAUACGAUACUUCCUUUAAUAAUUUGAAGACUGGUGAAACUGACUCCACUGUAUCUUCAACUUCUAUAAAAAAUAUGAAAUCAUCAGUUACAAUGAAUGACUUUACAUCUAAAACACUUUCUGAUUCUUCCACAGCAAACAAAUUAAGUUCCAGUUUUCAUAGUAAUCACACUAAUCUCAUGUCAACUUCAUUCAAUUUUCUAGACAACGAAAUACAAGAUUCUCGUAGUAACACUGUGAAAAACAUCAACAAUGAUGAAAGUCACAAGACUAUGAAGUUACAGCAAUCUCUCGCAGAAAAGAAAUUGGGAGACAUUAAUAUCCCGCCUCCGCCACCUUCUUUAACAACUUCAUAUACCAGUUACUUUCAUAAUCUUCCGAAAAAAAAUCUUCCUCUAUCUAGAAGUACAUCUGGUUUAGCGGAUAUUGAUGAACCUAUUCAAACUUUUUCGCCUAUUAGAGCAAGAAAUAUUUCAACCCAUUUGCUUCAAAAACAAAAUUCUACAACUAACAUUUUACAAACUCAUUACAAACAUGGUAACGUUAAGCCUUCUAGAUAUAGACUCAAUUAUGACCUUGAUUACAUUUCAUUCCAUGGAAGUUGUGAUAAUAUACAUUCUUCUAGUAAUAAUACAAAACUUAAUACGUCGAAGUUCUCUUCUGCAUAUAGUACUCAAAAUAGAUUUGAUAAUAGACAUUCAAAAUUAAUAUUGCCACAAAAUAGUACAAACAUUAGUGUUAGUAAAGAAUCUAAGAUAUCUUCAAACAUACCACCACUGCCUAUUAUAUCAACUCCUACAUCUAGUUCUAUAUCCUGUUCCCCAUUUUCUACUUUCCCAGAUGCAACAUCAACAUCCACUGAAAAACCAAAGGUCAAGUUUUCAGAUACAGUAACUCAUAUAUUUGUACCUGAUACUGGUCAAUCGCAUAAACAAAAACGAUCUACAAUUACACAAGUGCAUCUAACUGAUCCAAAACGUGAAUUAGCAGAAAGCCUUCCACUGUGCCUUGGUAAUGAAGAUUAUUUGAAAGAUUUUCAACCGUUAUCAAAAGAUGAUAUAAGCGAUAAAGCAAAAGAACUUUCAAAAUCUGACGAUGGUUCAAAAAUAAAAGUUGUACACUUCGGACUUUUAUAAAUAGGGAGAAGAUGAUAUCAAAUUCAUGAAAGUAGAUAAGAAACUGUAUUUACAUAUAUUUUGUGUUUGUAAACACAUCUAUAUACCUAUUUUGUACAUAAUUUUUAUUAAAAAAACUUUUAAAAUUGCAUUAUUAUUAUCGUAUUGCAUAGAACAGAAUUGAAAUAUUUUAUUUCUAUGUAUGCAAAAUCUACUUUUCUUUAGGUUUGUUCAUUUCAGUUAAUUCAGAUUUCAAAUCAAGUAAAAGUUUGUCUGGUAUAUAACGCUUUUUCUGUAUCUGAGGAUCAUACACAUUUACAUUUAAAGAGACACCCAUAGGUAAAGAUGCUUCUAGUAUUCUAAUUAAAAUAGGGCAUUUUAUAGAAGUUAUAUUUGAUAAUAAUGUAUCCCUUUCAUAAAGUCUAAGAAUAUAUUCAGAAUCAAUUAUUGUGGAUUCCAUUUUGUAUUUUUGUACCUUAUGUUCUUGAUGUGGCAUAGCAAAACUGCAAAGAUAAAAAAAGAUACACAAUUGAAAUACAGAACAUUACAUGUAGAAAAAAAUAUAAGUACCUCUCAUCAACGUCAAUAUCCAAAUUAUUUGCAACUUUAGCAAU